AUGAAGAUAUCUCAAGACACAAUCAGCAAACUCCAGCUGGAUGCGUCUUGCAUCAGAAACAUCUGCAUUCUAGCUCAUGUCGAUCAUGGAAAGACAUCCCUUAGUGACUCUUUAUUGGCCACGAACGGAAUCAUCUCACAACGUAUGGCUGGAAAGAUACGAUACUUGGACUCGAGGGAAGAUGAACAACUAAGAGGCAUCACCAUGGAGGCAUCUGCGAUCUCGCUUUACUUUAGAAUAAUGAGAAGGCAAAAGGGGGAAGAGGAAAAAAUCGAUGUCAAGGAACAUUUGAUAAAUUUGAUUGAUUCACCUGGCCAUAUUGACUUCUCUUCGGAAGUCAGCACAUCGUCAAGACUAUGUGACGGUGCUGUUGUGUUGGUAGACGCCGUUGAAGGUGUCUGCUCUCAAACUGUCAAUGUUUUACGUCAGUGCUGGAUAGAUAAGUUGAGACCAAUUUUGGUUAUUAACAAAUUGGAUCGGUUAAUCACUGAGUGGAAGCUUAGUCCUCUAGAAGCAUACCAACACAUAUCGAGAGUUAUUGAACAGGUGAACUCGGUAAUCGGAUCUUUCUAUGCAGGCGACAGACUCGAAGACGACUUGAAUUGGCGAGAGGCCGGUGCAAUUGGCGAAUUUGUUGAGAAAGAUGACGAGAAUUUGUACUUUGUGCCCGAGAAGAACAAUGUGGUCUUUGCAUCAGCGAUUGAUGGAUGGGCAUUCACUGUGAAAACGUUUGCCGAAAUUUAUCUGAAAAAAUUGGGCUUUUCGCAAACUGCAUUGGCAAAGACCCUUUGGGGAGACUACUACUUGGACAUGAAAAACAAGAAAAUUGGAUCCGGCAAAAAGCUCAAGGGUGGGAAUCUGAAGCCUUUAUUUGUGUCAUUGAUUUUGGAUCAAAUCUGGGCUGUUUACGAGAACUGUGUAAUUGAAAGAAAUCAGGAGAAGUUGGAGAAAAUCAUUGACAAGCUAGGUGCAAAGAUUUCUCCUCGCGAUUUGAGAUCUAAAGAUGUGAAAAACUUGCUAAACCAAAUAAUGUCGCAAUGGAUACCUUUGAGCCAUGCCGUAUUGGGAACUGUUAUUGAUAACUUACCUAGUCCGGUUGAAGCACAGCUGGAAAGGAUAGACAAGAUUUUGGAUGAAACUGUAUACAGUGCGGUUGAAGCGGAGAAAGACAAGAAUAAACUCGUGGAUCCUAGUCUUGUUCAGGCUAUGCACGAUUGUGAUAGUUCACAUCCUGAAAAACAUACAAUGGCGUAUGUUUCAAAACUAAUUUCCAUUCCAAAUGAAGAAUUGCCCAAGGAAGUAGAAGUUGGUGUCGAUGUAUCUGCAGAAGAGUUGAGAGAACGGACUAGAAUUGCAAGAGAAUUGGCCAAGAAGGCGUCAGAAGCGGCAGCUGUUGCGCAAGAUAAUAGAGCAAAUGAUGAGUACACUAUAAAUCCCAAAAAGGACCCCUUCGAAUGGGAAUUUGAAGAGGAAGAUUUCGAACAAGAGGAGGAGGAAGUAGAGCAGGUAAAUGAGGAGACACUUGUCGGUUUCACUCGUGUUUACUCUGGUACGUUGUCCAAAGGGCAGACGUUGACCGUCAUUGGACCAAAGUAUGAUCCGUCAUUGCCAAGAGAUCAUGAAAAGAAUGUUGAUCAAAUUGUUAAUGACAUAGAGAUCCAGGACUUGUUUUUGAUUAUGGGUAGAGAGUUGGUGAGAAUGGAUCACGUACCUGCCGGAAAUAUAGUUGGUGUUGUUGGAUUGGACAAUGUUGUUCUUAAGAAUGCAACCAUUUGUUCUUAUAUUCCUGAAGACAGGCCCUACAUCAAUUUCGCAUCUACUUCAACUUUAAUUCACAAUAAGCCUAUCAUGAAAAUAGCAGUCGAGCCAACGAACCCAACCAAGUUGGCUAAAUUGGAGCAUGGGUUGGAUUUACUUGCCAAAGCUGAUCCUGUUUUGGAAUGGUAUAUUGAUGACGAGUCUGGUGAAUUGAUUGUUUGUGUUUCAGGGGAGCUUCAUUUGGAGAGGUGUUUGAAGGAUUUAGAAGAGAGGUUUGCCAAAGGGUGUGAAGUUUCCGUGAAGGAGCCAGUCAUUCCAUUCAGGGAAUCACUUGCUGAUGAUGAGAUUAACAGAGAAGGAGUGGAAGAGCAAGCAGAAGAUGGGGAUGUCGAUGAGACUGAUCUUGUGUCUCUCGAGUUUGAAGUGAAUCCUUUGCCAACUGAAUUGACAAGAUUUUUAAUCGACAAUGAAGGAUUGUUGAAUGAAAUCGCCAGAAACAGGACAAGUGGUUCAGAGGUGAAGACCUUGUUUGCUGAGAAAUUGACAGCCAUUGUGGAGCAAGAAAAGUCAUUUUUCGGAUUUGGAAAUGCCAAAGCCUUUGUUGACCAUAUAGUAGCUUUUGGUCCCAAGAGAGUGGGUCCAAAUAUCUUUUUGGAUAAAUCGGACAAACUCAAACAUCUUUUUGCGGAAAAUAAUCCCCAAGAACCUUUUCAAUUCGAAAACAACAUCUUGAAUGGUGCCCAAUUGGCACUCAACGAAGGUCCGUUGGCUGCUGAGCCAAUGCAAGGUGUAGUUGUCAUUUUAAAGAAAGCGGAUAUCAACGAUAUUGAUGAGAACAAAGUUUUGAUCAAUCGUGGAAAGAUUAUCAAUCAAACAAAAGCUUUGGUCCAUGAGCAAUUUCUCCUCAAGUCUCCACGAUUGCUUCUUGCAAUGUACACGUGUGAAAUUCAAGCAGCUGCUGAAGUUUUGGGUAAAGUCUAUGCAGUGGUGCAGAAACGAGAAGGUUCCAUCAUCUCCGAGGAAAUGAAAGAGGGAACUCCAUUUUUCACAGUCGUAGCACGAAUCCCCGUGAUCCAGGCAUUUGGUUUCAGUGAGGAUAUCAGGAAGAAGACCUCGGGUGCUGCAAGUCCUCAACUUGUUUUUGAUGGGUUUGAUGUUCUUGACAUUGAUCCAUUUUGGGUGCCUCACACGGAAGAGGAAUUAGAGGAAUUGGGUGAAUUUGCAGAAAGAGAGAACAUUGCAAGGAGAUACAUGAAUAAUAUCAGGAGGAGGAAAGGUUUGUUUAUUGAUGAAAAAGUUGUUAAGAAUGCUGAGAAGCAGAGGACUUUGAAGAAGGAUUAG
Molecule: messenger RNA, 3099 nt
Organism: Lodderomyces theae
Lineage: Eukaryota; Fungi; Ascomycota; Pichiomycetes; Serinales; Debaryomycetaceae
Gene: RIA1
Product: GTPase
Exons: 1
Coding region: 1-3099 (1032 amino acids)
Biological process (GO): cytosolic ribosome assembly
Cellular component (GO): cytosol; ribonucleoprotein complex
Molecular function (GO): ribosome binding; GTP binding; GTPase activity
Source: RefSeq, a predicted model, not a curated record